Molecule: messenger RNA, 797 nt
Organism: Prorocentrum cordatum
Lineage: Eukaryota; Dinophyceae; Prorocentrales; Prorocentraceae
Source: the annotation of a GenBank genome assembly
AUGGCGCGCGGCCGGCGCAGCGACAGCCGGCGGCUCGAGCGCGCCCGGGACAGCCGCUGCGGCUACAAGCAGCGGGCGACCUCUGGCCGGCGGCGCGGCGGCAGCGGCGACCGUAGCCGCUCGGGACGGAACGGCGCCCCCCACUUCGGCAACCACGACGGCAGGCACCAGCCCGCCGAUGCUGGCCGGCGGGGGCAGCGCGAGGAGCGCAGCGCCAGCUUCCGAGGAGCGGCGCGCGGUGGCCGCCGCGCCCCCGGGGGCGGCGAGGGCGGGCGCCGCGAGGAGGACGCGCGGCGCCGCGGCGGCGGCGGCUCGAGGUCGAGGUCCGCGCGGGUGUCCGACGAGUCCGAGUCGUCCGAGAGCGGCAGCGAUGACGACGAGAUCGUCCACUUCAGCUGGAAGGAGGGUAUGGUGCUGAACCAUAGAUAUCAACUCACGGCCUUGCUCGGUGACGGCACCUUCGGGCGCGUGGUUCUCGCGCGGGACCGGCACGACGGCGGGCGAGAGGUGGCCGUGAAGAUCAUCCGCGACGUGAAGCGGUACAUGGAGAACGCCAAGAUCGAGGCCGACAUCCUCGCCGACAUCCGCAAGGCCGACCCCGCAGGGAAAUCUGGGUGCUCGAUCAUGUACGAAACGUUCGUCCACGAGCAGAGGUUCUUCUGCUUGGUGCUCGAGCCGCUCGGCACCUCGCUGUACGACUUUCUCAAGGCGAACAACUUCAAAGGCUUCUGGAUGCAGGACAUCCAGAGCAUCGCCGAGCAAGCCAUGCAAGCCCUGGCGUUCCUGCACGGACCGCG